This is a messenger RNA of Lagenorhynchus albirostris (white-beaked dolphin), 5489 nucleotides long. RefSeq names its product protein SPATA31F1-like. The record is from RefSeq and is a predicted model, not a curated record. Lineage: Eukaryota; Metazoa; Chordata; Mammalia; Artiodactyla; Delphinidae. Bases 2902 to 5379 code for a protein of 825 amino acids. The transcript has 7 exons.
AGAAGGAGUAUGGUGCAGAGAAAAUAAUCCACUGAGUCCAGUUAGUCAUUCUAGUACUUAUACCAGCCUCUGGUUUGAUCUACAUAGGUAGGUAAACUACAAGGACUCAAGAUAGUCUGAUUAAACUAGGGGUGAUUAAACUAGGGCAUCUUGAACUCAUGUGCUGUGAAAUAGAUAUUCUUGCACUUUUGUGAUUUGCAUUGACUGUCCCUUGUGACACUUCCUCCACUGGAUCCUGUCUUCGGUCCUCCUUUGGUUUUCCUACCAUUUUAGGUAUCCUGACGGCUUAGCUUUCAGUCUUCCUACUCUGGACAUUGUCACUCUAUCUCAUCCCUGUGGCAACCUAACCUCAGUAAGACCAAAGACAAGGUCUUUUGUGGUAAAGACAUUUGGUACCUCUGCAUCAAGCUAUGGGAACAGAACAGAAGGCAAGAUCCCACAAAAUAGGUAGAGGUACUGGUUGAUAUGUGAUAAAAAUUUGUGUUGGAAUGAUUGCUUUGCACUCACUUAUAACACGAAGUGUGUCUAUAGGGAAGGUGGUUGGAGCUUUAUAGAUUCUUUAGGAAAAAAAUAAGAGCAGACUUGUGAGAGGCCUGGUUUUGCUUCUCACACUUGUGCUUAUAGCAGUGUAGCGUCACACAAGGCACGGAGCUCUUCUGGGGCCUCGAGAUUUCUUAGUCUGAUAAAAUGAUUGACAGUGCUUCGUAAACUGUAGAAAGCAGUGUGAGGGACUGUUUAUUGUCAAAAUGCACCUGCAGAAGCCUGCAUACUUAAACCAAGAGGCAAAUUGUAUAGGCAGUUCAUCUUUCUCCCCACAGGGUUCCCAGAAAGAAAUUGGAAUGUGAUCUUACUAUAGCCAUCUUCCCACAGGAUAAGUGCUGUGAUUAGAAGAUGGGUUUCUAACCAAAAAUAUGGCAUCAAAUUAGAUCAUGGAGGACCAACAGUUCACCACAGAGGCGAAAGCAAAGAUGGAACUAUAAAUCUAAAAUCUUGAAAUAUAUUGGGGUCCAAGACACUGAUCCUGCAAGUAGCCCUGAGAGUAGUGGUUACAUGGUGCCCAGGAUGCCAGUCAUUAGUUUGACCGAACUGAACAAAUGUUAAAUGGUUUGUUAAUCUUGCCCGGCCCUACAACCUACUGAGGGCUUAAAAAGACUUAAGAAUAUAGGACUUGGAUGUUUCAUAAAGCUAUUCAGAGUUGCAUAGACUCAUUAAAUGGCCCUAUGUCAAGUGGAAAUUCAGAAUUGCAUUGUCUUUGAAACUGUGAGACUAUUUUUCUGGGGGUGGAUAGGUGGGGAGAAGGAAAGUACCUUCAGUUCCACUCCUGGCCAGCAGGUGGUAAGUUGGGCUCAGACCCUAUAGACAAGUUAGGGCUAAAUAAAACUUUGGAACAGAAUAGUAACAUUAGUGAGAGGAGGCAGAGGGAAGCAUGUACCUUCUGACUGUUUUCUCAACCAACUAUACAGAGUAGAGCGAAUGUUAUGAUUGGGAAGAGCACUGGUUUGGGAGUGUGAACUUGACCUCACAGAACCUCACUGUCUUUGAAGGGCUUGAUAGCCAUAAUAUCAGGAAAGCAGUGCUAUCAACAAGACAUAAAUUGUUAUGGGGCUGCAAAGAAGGGGAAACCGUACUAAGAUAGGAGAAUCUGAGAAGGCUGUGGAGGCAGUCUGAGCUGGGGGUUAAAGGAAGAUGGGAGGCUUGACAUUGGGUCAGAGCAUGCUUAAGAAGCAUCAGGUUGACUAGCAAGGGAGUGAAUUCUGAGAGGCCAAACCACAUUGUGAAGAACCUCAAAUGCCAGGUGUGAACUUUAUUCUAAUGAUCUUGUGGGUCCUCUGGGGGGUUAGGCAGGAAAAUAACCGUCAGAUUUCAGGGCUAGAGAACUUUUUUUUUCUUUUUAUUUUGUUAUGGCAAAAUAACAUAAAAUUCAUGCAAAAAUUUCCAAGUGUACAGUACAGUAUUGUCAACUACAUGUGCAUUGUUGUGUAUAGAUGAUUCACUUUUUUUUCAUUGACAGUUCACUUUUUUUUUUUUUUUUUUUGCCUCACAGUGCGGCUUGUGGGAUCUUAGUUCUCCGGCCAGGGAUUGAACCCAGGUCCCCGCAGUGAAAGCACUGAAUCCUAUCUGCUGGACUGCCAGGGAGUUUCCAACAAUUCACGUUUUUUUUUUUUUUUUUUCUUCGGUACACGGGCCUCUCACUGUUGUGGCCUCUCCCGUUGCGGAGCACAGGCUCCGGACGCGCAGGCUCAGCGGCCAUGGCUCACGGGCCCAGCCGCUCCACGGCAUGUGGGAUCUUCCCGGACCGGGGCACGAACCCGUGUCCCCUGCUUCGGCAGGCGGACUCUCAACCACUGCGCCACCAGGGAAGCCCAACAAUUCACUUUUUAAAAAACUUUUAUUUUUGGGAAUUUCCUGGUGGCCCAGUGGUUAGGACUUGGUGCUUUCACUGCCAUGGGCUCGGGUUCAAUCCCUGAUUGGGGAACUAAGAUCUGUAAUGCAGUCAAAAAUUAUAUAGUAUUCCCAAUAACCAGAGAUAAUCAUUUUUUUUUUUCUUUUUUAGAUUGGGGCGUGAGGUUAAAGGAGGAGUCAGGAGCAGGCUUCUGGCUUCAGUACUGGGGUGGAUGUUGUACACCCCUUCAAUAGGAAUUCGCACAUUGGAGGACAGGGUUAAAGGGAAAAUGAGUCUCUCACUGUUGUGGCCUCUCCCAUUGUGGAGCACAGGCUCCGGACGCGCAGGCUCAGUGGCCAUGGCUCAUGGGCCCAGCCACUCCGCGGCAUGUGGGAUCUUCCCAGACCGGGGCAUGAACCCACGUCCCCUGCAUCGGCAGGCAGACUCUUAACCACUGCGCCACCAGGGAAGCCCUGGUUGCUAAAAGCAGUGGCAGCAGAAAAGCAACAGCAGAGAAAAUGCCCAGUCCCGCCCCACUCCAGCGUGGGCUGUCGGAGCAGCGUCACCGAAAAGUCAGACAAAGGGCUAGAGAUGCAGCAUCAAGAGCUAGGAGACAUUCCCGGGAAGAAGCUGAGAAGCCGUGGGAGCUGCUCUCUGUCAUGAGAAGCCAGGGCUGGCUUCCUCAGGAGGGGAGCGUGCGGCAGAUCCUGUGUGCAGAUCCCUGCUGCCAAACCUGCAACGCUGUGGCUCUGGAGAUUCAGCAGGUGGUGCAGCAUGCCAGGAGACAGCUGGAAUUCCGCCUCCAGAGACAGUUGAUUCACCACCGCUGGGGCCUGCCGCAGAAGAUCCAACAGUCCAUUCAAUUGCUCCUGUCCCCCACUAAUCAGCAGACUAUGUCCCGGAGCAGCACAUCCCUAGGCAGUGUGAAUGGCUCCCGGCCUACAUCUCUAGAGACCGCUGGGGCUGAUGACCCAUUCUCACCCAUUGUGGACCCAGUGACAGUCCCCAUGCCACACUUGUUUGACCAGGCCAAGGCAAUAUUGCAAAGCCAUAUCGACUCCAAAUGUGGGCAGAUUCACCAGGGCAACGUCCCUGCCUGUGUAUAUAGCUCUUGGGAGUGCAUAAUUCCUGGGGGCCUGGAAGUGACUCCCUUCACCUGCAUCCCAGAAAGCAAGGCCCUGGAACCACAGGCAGCAAGUGACCCGGACCUACAACAGAAAAUUAUACCCUGGAUGCUGACAGCCCUUGAUCAGCAGCAACAAACCUCACCAGAUGCUGUCAUUGAACAUCCUAAGCUGCCCCGAGCCCUGUCUGAGGACUCCAUUGAGAAACUGGAGACAACUUUACGGCACAAGUAUCUGGCCUUCUUGUCAGGGCUGCCGGCUCCUUAUUAUGUGGCUCUCUCUAGGGACAUGGACCCAGCAAUCACUUCCCAAGCUAUGAUCACAGAGAUGGUACCUGGGCCUAUCGAAUUCCCAACAGAACCUCUGACUCAGAUGACCUCACCUGAAGAGCAGGGUCUAAGUCCUGGGUCAGGCUUUCAAGAUGCCAACAAGGCUUGUGCAGACAUUGCAGAUGAAGCCCAGGCUGAAGUGCAGGCGGAAGAAGUAAUUGAGAUGGUGCCUCUAGAAAGUCAGGCAGAGCCUGCGAGGCCCUCCUCACUUGGAGAACACAAAUUGGCCAAACUAAAUUUCCAUCUGAGAAAUAAGAUGCUAGAGAUGCAACUGGGAAUUCCCAUAACGGCAAGGAAGUCCAGGAAACAAACUGUAGCAGCCUCAGAGAACAUAUGCACACAGGAGUCUCUUGGGAGUCUAAACAACCAAGGAAACACACUGCUCCAGGAACUCCCCAUCCCACGAGAUAUGCCACGUGCCCCAGAUCCAGAAUGCCUCUAUUCCAAAGAACAGCUGGCCACUGAGUUGAAGGCAGCGUAUCAGAAACAGAAGCAACCCAGUUCCAGUGCAGUAUCCCAUGGUUCUGUCCACUGGGCCUCCAAUAUCUCGCAACCCAGUGGGGACCUGACAGAGGCCCAGGUGCUUUGUGGUCAGCUGGAGGCCAGUGUGAACAACCACGACCUGAAGGAGCCCUGGAGCCCUGAGCCCCAAAGCCCUGACAAGAGCAAGGACUCAGCCCAAGUACCCACACUGGCAGAAAAGAGAGAGGAGCCAGGCAAACCCAAAUCGGCCGGGGACCACAGAGAAGGGGAUGCCGGGUUUGCAGUCUCCUCCACAAGAGAGAAAAGCCACUCUGCUGAAGCCCAGAGGCCAGAAGGGAUGCUUCUGAAAGGGACACCCUGCAGCCCCUGGCGACGGAGACAUCGCUUUCACCCUGAUGCUCCCUGUCAACACAGUCCCCAGCAUCGCCCUCAGCUUAAACCCCCAGAGCUACCUCCUGGAGUCCCUGGGGGGAAAGACUCUGAGAAGAAUGACCUGCAAGAGAGUCAAGCCAAGCUCAAUGUCAUCCUCAAACCAGCAAGGGUUCCUGAGAAGGCCCAGCCUGUGGUGCCCCAGGUGUCACAGGGCCAGCCUUUCCUAGGCCAGCUCACUCCGGGUAAGCCGUCGCAGGGCCGAACUUUACAAGGUCAGGUUUUUCAGGGACAGGUGAUACAAGGCCGUACUCACAAGAGGCCCAGCUUUCCAGAAUCUGGCUGGAGAAAUAAGAUGAAAUCUUUUCUGCACUUUAUUAACCCCAAGACAAAAGGCAAAGGGCGUGAGGAAUCCAUGUCCUCCACAUCUGAGAAAGUGGCCAACACCAGAAAAGAAAAUGUGGGAAAGAGCCUGGCUUCAGCCAAAAGUCCCAAGGGGCAAACUAAGACGGAGAAGACAAGAGGGAACCCUAAGGCCCAAUUUCCGCCCACUGGGAAGCAGGUGGGCUUGGCGUUCUUGGAUGUGCUCCGCUCCCCAGACAGUAAGCUCCGGCACCGCCCCCGCUCCCAUCAACUCCACUCUGCCUCAGUCCCGGGCAUCCCCUGCUGCCGCCCUCGGCACCGUCCUUGAGUGGCUUGUGUCACCCAACCAGGGAACCCACCCUAAUUCCCAACUCUCACCUCGGAGGGAAGCACUGGUCUGCUCAAGAAGACCCCGCUCAGUCAAGAGACUUUGUAGUC